Xyrauchen texanus (razorback sucker) is the source of this 5498-nucleotide messenger RNA. RefSeq names its product far upstream element-binding protein 1-like. The record is from RefSeq and is a predicted model, not a curated record. NCBI's taxonomy places the organism in Eukaryota, Metazoa, Chordata, Actinopteri, Cypriniformes, Catostomidae. Gene Ontology annotation, cellular component: nucleus; cytoplasm. The coding region runs from base 81 to 2063 and encodes 660 amino acids. Gene Ontology annotation, biological process: regulation of DNA-templated transcription. Gene Ontology annotation, molecular function: mRNA binding. The transcript is spliced from 20 exons.
UCGAGGGUCGAGGCGGCUGCAGUCAGGUCUUCAUCACUCAUCUUCCCUUAGCGCGAGACGAGACGACUGUUCCUUCAGACAUGUCUGACUACUCCAGCGUGGCUCCGCCGUCUUCAAACUCCGGUGGAGGGGUGAACGAUGCUUUUAAAGACGCUCUUCAGAGGGCCAGACAAAUUGCAGCAAAAAUAGGAGGUGAUGGCGUUGCUCCUCCAUCUGCCAGUGAUUUUGGAUAUGGAGGACAAAAGAGGCCCCUUGAAGAUGCAGAUCAACCAGAAACAAAGAAAGUUCCACCAAGUGAUCAAGACAGUCCUACACAUCAGGGAUGGCAUGAGGCUUUUUCUGCUGUAAUGGGAGGAAUGGGUGGCCCACCAAGGACUAUAUCAGAGGAUUUCAAGGUACCAGAUGGCAUGGUUGGCUUCAUUAUUGGUAGGGGAGGAGAACAGAUAUCAAAAAUGCAGCAGGAGUCCGGGUGUAAAAUACAGAUUGCUCCAGACAGUGGAGGUAUGCCAGAUAGGUCAGUGACAUUAACAGGCUCACCUGAUUCCAUCCAAGCUGCAAAGAGGUUACUGACAGAAAUUGUAGAAAAAGGCAGACCCUCCCCAGCUUUCCACCACAAUGAUGGUCCAGGGAUGUCAGUUCAGGAGAUCAUGGUCCCUGCAACCAAAGCAGGCCUGGUCAUCGGAAAGGGAGGAGAAACAAUCAAACAGUUACAGGAACGUGCUGGAGUCAAAAUGGUCAUGAUUCAAGAUGGGCCACAAAACACAGGUGCCGAUAAACCACUCAGGAUCUCUGGGGAUCCUUUUAAAGUUCAGCAAGCCAAAGACAUGGUGAUGGAUCUGAUCAGGGAUCAGGGUUUCCGGGAACAAAGAGGAGAGUAUGGUUCAAGAGUAGGUGGAGACAGUCUGGAUGUCCCUGUGCCAAGGUUUGCAGUGGGAAUUGUGAUUGGUAGGAGUGGUGAAAUGAUCAAGAAGAUUCAGAAUGACACCGGUGUAAGGAUUCAGUUCAAACCAGAUGAUGGCACCACACCAGAGAGGAUCGCUCAGAUCUUGGGGCCACCAGACAGGGCACAGCACGCAGCAGAUAUCAUAACUGACUUGCUAAGGAGUGUGCAGACUGGAGGGCCUCCAGGACAAGGAGGCAGAGGGAGGGGCCGUGGACAGGGAAAUUGGAACAUGGGCCCCCCUGGAGGCCUGCAGGAAUUUAAUUUCACAGUCCCUACCAUGAAGACAGGCCUCAUAAUCGGCAAAGGGGGUGAAACCAUUAAGAGUAUUAGCCAACAGUCAGGAGCCAGAAUAGAGCUGCAGAGAAACCCUCCACCUAAUUCUGACCCAAAUUUAAAGCUGUUCACAGUACGUGGAUCACCCCAACAGAUUGACUACGCCAGGCAGCUGGUUGAGGAGAAGAUUGGAGGUCCAGUAAGCCCUAUGGGUGGCCCUCAUGGUCCUCCUGGGCCCCAUGGAGGUCCUUCACAUGUCCCACCUGGUCCACCAGGAGCUCCUGCCCCCAUGGGCCCAUUUAAUCCUGGACCAUACGGCCAAGGCCCUCCUGGACCACAUGGUCCUCAAGCACCAUACCAGCCUCAAGGCUGGGGCAAUGGAUACCCGAACUGGCAGCAAGGACAGCCAGAUCCCAAUAAAGCAGCGGCUGAUGCUAAUGCUGCUGCAUGGGCAGCCUAUUAUUCACAGUACCAGCAGCAGCCCCAAGCCCCCAUGACACCCACGACAGCUGCCCCAGGCUCAAACCAAACAAACGGACAAGGUGACCAGCAAGCUCCAGGUCAAAGUGGACAGGCAGAUUACACCAAGGCCUGGGAGGAAUAUUACAAGAAAUUGGGUCAAGGACAGCCUCAACAGGACUACACCAAGGCAUGGGAAGAGUACUAUAAGAAACAAGGGCAAGCUGCUCCUCAGGCGGCUGCAGCGGCGGCGACUCAGCCUGGUGGUCAGCCAGAUUACAGUGCAGCGUGGGCGGAGUACUACCGCCAGCAGGCAGCGUACUAUGGUCAGGGCGCUCCUCAGUCGAUGGGCGCUGCACCCCAGACUCAGCAGGUACACUCCAAAUAAAACUUACCCAUCUCUCUUUCCUUUUGUUCCUUUUGGAUGCCAUUUUUGUUUGUGCAUGUGUACCCAACACCCACCCAACAUUUUUUUUUUCCUAACAUCUUUCUUCCACAGGUUUAUCAGGUUUCCAGAUGAGUCUUCAAAACAACACUUAACCAAAUUCUUUUCUCCUCCAGCAGGCUGCUUUUAGUCUAUCUUUUUAUUUUGGGAGGGUGAUGCAUAUAUGUUUCUGCUCUUAACAUGUUGUGUAUUUCUUAUGUAUUUCUUCUGCACAGGGCCAGUAAUGUGAAGUGGACAUAAAGUAAAUGCUACAUUGUCAGAAAAAACCUUUGUUAAAUGUUUGGAUGCAGACGCCAUGAUGAAGAUCUUAAUUUCAUUGGUUUGAGUGUUUAGAUCGCAGACUGGCUCAAAUAUAUAUAUAUAUUUUUUCCUUUUUGUUUUGGCAUUCUUGUAAAUGAACGGUUUGUUUUUAGUCGGGUAAUAUUGGUCAUUCCAACUCCUGUAUAUCAUUGUAGUUUGAGACUAUAGUUUAGUCAUUUCCAUGUAAAUCAUCUCAGUUUUAAUAUGAUAUGCCUGUUAUGUUUUGCAAUAAAACAAAAUGAAACCUCCUGUGUUGGUAAGUGGGGUGCAAAGGUGGGGUACAUUUUUGUCAAUUUUAUUUCCAGUUUUGGGACAGGGUUGGGGGUGUGAUGCCUGAAUACAUGCAUUUCUCUCUUUGUCCAAAUUUACAGAAUUUGAAAUUUUGCUCUCCUGUUUUUAUUUUAUUAUUAUUUUUGGUCACUUUUCAACUGUAUUCUACCCCUGAUUUUUUUAUUUUGAUUCCUGGUCUAUUUUAAAGUAACAAGAUCAUUGGUCAUUUGAUAUUGCUUGCUUGAUGAAUGGAUAGUUCUGUUUUUAUAUUGCAUUUUUACCGGUCAUUUCUGUGGAUGUAGGAAUAGACAGGUUAUCUAAGGCAAGGUGGCUUGGUGUUGGCAAGGUAUGUGAACCAUGCAAUAACUCUUCAGUGCUGUAGUGUUGCUUAUUGUUCUGUAUUUCAUCUGGUUUGUUGAGGUAGUGUGCACUGUUAAUGAGAGACAUUUCCUCCCUCACAGGCAAGUUUAGGAAGGCGGUAAGCAAGUAUGCGUCUUUUAAACAAACUGUUCCUUGAUAAUGUGACUGCGAACAUGUUGCAAUUAUUCCAGUUUUUGUUCUCAAAGUUUGCUGCUUUUUUCCAGGGCAGGUCAAGUUUUCUGGUCAACAGUUAUGCCUUGCAAAAUUACAUGUCCCUCUCCCAUAUUUUAAAUGUCUAAAAUCCAUCAAUUGUGUAUAUAUUUUAUAAUUAUUGCUGACAUUUCUAAAACAUUUUGAUACAAUUAAAAAGCUCAAAUGCGAAAGUGGACUUUUUUUUUUUUUUUUUUUUUUGUCUGCCCAUUGUCUGUUAGCAUUCCUCCAGUAUAGGCCUGUAGGUUUAUGGAGACUUCCACACCACUGAAAUGAGCUCUCCACUGUAAGUACAAAAUGUACAUGACUUUAUGGCCCAGUUUCUGUAUUGCAGUCAAUGCAUUGUCUUUGACGUACAUGAAAUGCAAUGAGUUGAAUUAUUUAAAUGUUGACCCUUUUUUUGGGUAAGUAUAUCAGGGCUGUAAAUUUCAUUUUGACAUGCAUUCAAUAUAAUGAUGUCUUUCUUGAGCCUGUGAUGAACCCUUUUUUCCACAUUGGACUGUUAUUUUUGCCAUAACAGCUGUGUGUGAUAUUUGCCGAUCUAGAUCUCGCCAUGUUGUCACUGUUUUAGUCAUUUAGAAAUUGUCUCAGACUUUUUCUUAAAAAACUGUGAACUAUACCACUGUGUGUUAGUCAGGGCAAUGCAAUGCUGUCUGUAGUGAAAGAAACGUUCAUCUAGAAAUGCGACUCAACAUUGAUUAGACAUUGUUCUUAUACCACGCCUUGUGAUUUGCCAAGUAUUUGUUUUUACUGCAUUGCUCUUAAAAAUGACCCUCAGCAAAUGGCCUCAUUCAAAUGUUAUAGUAUUAUUGUCCUUUUGCUGAUUUAUAAAUCUGUGCCUGACUCAGUUUUUCAAGGCUGACAAGUUCAUGCAAGUGAUUUGAUUUGACUGUUCAAUAGUGGUACUAAGAGCAGUGCAAUGUCUAAUUUUGCAGUGUCAUCCCUGACCUUGCAUCUUAGGUUCUGCAGCAGUGACACAGGUAAGAGUAUCCAAAAAUGGCAGCAAUUUGAACCUGUGGCCCAGUAUUAUAAUGCAUUUACCCUUGAAAAGCAGCAAAUGUUGACCUUAGUUACAAUAAAGGAUCAUCUCUUGUACUAAAUAGAUGGCAUAGCUUUGAAGGUCUGUGGAAUUAUGUUUUUGUCCAAAUGAAUUGCAUGGCAUUCCUGUAGCUCAUAAAAUGUGAUUUUCCUGUCAACAAAAUACAGUUUAGCAUCUUUAAGUAGGAUUGUUAUACUGUCUUUUAUAUAUACAUGCACAAUGUGAUUGCUCAUUCUUAAAACAUUCAUGUUAGCUGUUGGUGUGGUCCUAUUCCAUAUGAAUUGUUUCAUCUGCCUUAACACUGUAUCACACUGCAUGCAGAUGCAAAAUAAUUCAGUUAGCCCUAUGAAUGAAACACUUCAUUGAUAACACUGAUGUAUACUGUAUGUAUGCUCAUGUUUCAUUGGUCUUGCAAGCUUUAUUGAUGCCCCUUUGUAGUGCUAAUGUUUGUCCCACAUUGCUGACUUCAUUCUUACUCACAGUGUUGAAGAUGCUGCAGGCGUAGUUCGUAGAAUCAGGUCCUGAGCUAGUUUGUCCGUAAGGAGGAUUCCUUUGAGUCUGUCCCUUUGCUGAACGUAGACUGUUCGAGGGCUCCAAUUAUAAGGUAAAAAUAUAUCAUGAGGAAUCUGUCAUUGCAAAGUCAAUGUUUCUCUUAGCUUAGAGCGAUGUUUGUCGAUGCUGUUCUGAUGACCGUGUUUCGAUAUAGAAAUGUAGCCAUGUUUCUGUAUUAUUGGCCUGACUGAUUGCUCUCUGAAAUGUUCUUUUGAGUACAUGCUUUGCCUUUAAAGUGUAGGGACUUAAUGUGCAUCAAUGCUAUCCAGGUGUACCAUGACCAGGAACAUUUUUUUUCUUUUCUUUUUGUCUUUUUUUUAGUAGACAUUUGCCUGACUGAUUUUUGUUUGGCAUGUAAACUGGAGAGUUUCUUUAAACAUAGUAUUUGUCCAUUGCUGCAUAUCUCUCUGUAUGCAUGCAAGAUCUACUUUCCUUUUGAGCAAAUUGUUCACAACAGAAUUCGUGGGGGUCUAAAAACGAAGAGAAAAUCGGAGGCUAUCUGAGAAAUUUGCAGCAUGCCUUUUGAGGUAAAAUAUAAAACGCAAUUAUGAACUGUUAAAACUUGUUGAAUGUACCUUUUGCUUUGUUUCUGGGAAUUGUUGGUCUGAAUUGUUUAAGAUUGCUACCAUUGUCAUCAAUAAAGUUGU